Notodromas monacha is the source of this 1804-nucleotide messenger RNA. NCBI's taxonomy places the organism in Eukaryota, Metazoa, Arthropoda, Ostracoda, Podocopida, Cyprididae. The record is from the annotation of a GenBank genome assembly.
AUUUUUGCAAGAUUAUCAUAUGACACGAUGGGCACAAGUUAAUUACAGUUCGAGCCAUGCGGCGGUUCCUUCGGUGUUGUAAUUGCUAGUAUAAGCAGUCCGUAUGACUUCCUGGGAGAUGGAGUUGGAGAACAUCGUCGCAAACACCGUGUACCUCAAAGCGAGGGAAGGUUUUGCCGACGGUAACAAAGGCCGGAGCAAGAAAUGGAAGAAGAUUCUCCAAUUUCCUCAUAUAACGGAGUGUCAAGAUAUUCAGAACCGAAUAGAUGUUAGUUACUCGUUCAUCGUUGAUCAACAACCGAUCGGCAAUCUAUUAUUCCGUCAGUUUUGUCAGACUCUUCAUCCCGAAUAUUAUAAGUACUGGGAGUUGAUCGAUGACAUGAAUAAGUAUGAAAUAGAAGCCAAUGAAAAACGCUCAGAACAAGCGGAAGCAAUUUGCAAGAAGUAUUUUGAUUCGUCUGUUGAUUAUGCGAUAAUCAACGACGCGUUGAAAGAAGAAUGUCGGGCUAAAAUCUCGACCGCACCGAAAGAUCUUUUUUUCCCGUGCCUCCAAAGCAUAAAAGACUUCCUUUCGAAUGAUCCCUUCCGAUUAUUCACGAACUCAAUGUACUUCCUGAGGUACCUGCAAUGGAAAUGGUUGGAGGAGCGCCCAGUUACAUAUAAAACAUUCAGGAUGUACCGCGUUCUUGGAAAGGGCGGCUUCGGGGAAGUUUGCGCCUGUCAGAAUCGUGCGACGGGAAAAAUGUAUGCAUGCAAAAAGCUUGAAAAGAAACGAAUCAAGAAGCGAAAAGGCGAAGCUAUGGUUCUUGCCGAGAAGCAAAUUCUACAGAAAGUCAAUUCUCGCUUCGUUGUGAGCCUUGCGUAUGCAUACGAAACCAAGGAUUCGUUGUGUCUCGUUCUGACCUUAAUGAAUGGUGGAGACCUGAAAUUUCACAUUCACAACAUGGGCGGAGAACCAGGAUUUGAUCCUGAACGAGCUGUCUUCUGUGCGGCGGAGGUCUUGUGUGGAUUGCAAGACCUUCAUGCAUUGGGUAUUGUGUAUCGAGAUUGCAAGCCGGAGAACAUACUGUUGGACGACCACGGACAUGUGCGAAUUUCUGAUCUCGGGUUGGCGGUCGAAAUUCCCGAAGGUGGUUGCGUUCGUGGACGUGUCGGAACGGUGGGAUAUAUGGCUCCUGAAAUCAUCGAAGGAGAAGUGUACACUUUCAGUCCGGAUUGGUUCAGCUUCGGAUGCUUGAUAUACGAAAUGAUAGAAGGACAAGCCCCGUUUCGAAGUCGGAAAGAAAAGGUGAAGCGGGAGGAAGUUGACCGCAGAGUCAGGGAGAUGCAAGAGUCCUAUUCCAGCAAAUUUUCGGAUGAAGCUAGAUCUAUCUGUCAGGGGCUGUUGAUGAAAAAACCAAAGAACCGCAUGGGAUGCAAUCAAGGUAGAUGGGGCGGAAGAGAAGUAAAACGCCAUCCCUACUUUGCCUCCAUUAACUGGAAAAGAAUGGAAGCUGGGUUGUGUAGACCACCUUUUGAACCUGACCCACACGCUGUGUAUGCCAAAGAUGUCUUGGACAUUGAGCAGUUUUCUACGGUCAAAGGGGUGAACUUAGACGCCGGUGAUAAAACAUUUUAUUCCAAAUUCAAUUCUGGUUCAGUGUCCAUUCCGUGGCAACAAGAGAUGAUUGAUACGAAGUGUUUCGAGGAGUUGAACGUUUUUGGAGACGAUGGUGGAUUGCCUGAGGAUUUGGAUGUUAAUCGACCUCCGCCGCCUCCUGAAACCGGUUGCUUUCCUCUCUUCAGGAAGCGGGUGAGAUUAUAG